AUGCAUCUUAGCCUCCUCACAGCGUUUAAAGCCGCUCAUCUCCGCCUGCUGCUGGUCUCCUCGUCAGGUUCCUGUUCCUGCUCACCUGUGGACUCUCACCUGUCUGAACGUGCUGCUCUCACCUCCUGUCUUCAGGUGAGUCCGGACAGGUCUCAGUUCUUCAAAUACGGGACUAUCGUUAUGAGCUGCGAGGAUCAGCUGAACUCCACCGGCUGGAAGGUGAAGAGGAAAACAUUGGAGGGCGGGAUCCGACCCUGCGCCUCCAGCUGGGGCUCUGCGUCCUCCGGCUCCACCUGCAUCAUCAGAAACGCCUACCCAUCAGACACCGGGGUGUACUGGUGUGAGUCUGAGGACGGGGCAAGGAGCAACGCCAUCAACAUCACCAUCAGUGAUCGUCAGGUGCUCCUUGAGAGUCCUGCCCUCCCCGUGUCAGAGGGAGCUGCCGUGACUCUGCUCUGCAAAGCCGAGUCGCACUCCGUCAUCCACACAUUUGAUUUCCAUAAAGACGGCCACUCUGUCGGCAGCAGCUCCACGGGAGAGCUGACCAUUCACAGCGCUUCCAAGUCUGAUGAAGGACUCUACACAUGCAGCAUCCCCGGAGUUGGAGAGUCAGUUGGCAGCUGGGUGGCCGUUAAAGGCUCUCUUACUCCUUCAGCUUCAGCUCCGCCCACAGGUACCUGUUCAGUUUCUGUCUUCAGGCUGGUGUGUCACCUGGUGGUGGGAGCACCUUACCUGCUGUCCACCAUCUUACUAGGACUCAUAUACAGAGACAGGAACAGAGCAGCUCGGAUGAUCGCAAAGAGAAGAGGGAGCAACGAUGUCAUCAUGGAAAUAGCUGUAUAGUCUUACAAUUUGUAAAAAUGGCAAAGAAAUUCUGCUUCAGUUGCACCAUCGGCGUGUCAGAUACCAGCAAAGUGACAAUUUAGAAGAGUUUACAAAGCUUUGUGACCUCCAUGAAUCCUGGCUAAAUAUGUAUACUUUGAUUUCUGUUAACCUUUAAACCAAUACUAGACUUCUGUUAAGCUGAAAACUAAA
Messenger RNA from Plectropomus leopardus (leopard coralgrouper), 1035 nucleotides. The record is from RefSeq and is a predicted model, not a curated record. NCBI's taxonomy places the organism in Eukaryota, Metazoa, Chordata, Actinopteri, Perciformes, Serranidae.